CAUAACCUAAACCGCGAAUCACGCAAAUGACAGUGCUGUGUAAAGUGAGGAUAAUAAUUCUACAUGCGAUAUCAUAUGAUUUAACAAAAGAGAAGAAUUUGUAGGAAAGAAUAAUGAAAUAUCCCACGUCACCGUCGACGAGUCGAUGUCAGUCACCUGUUCUGACGGAAUUUUCGUCUUCAUUGCCAAUGCCAGUUUACAGACACAAUUGUAUGGGCGCUGCAACAAAAUGUUACAAAUAUUUGAGGAAACUUCUCAAGUUCGAGCAAAUGGACUUUGAAUUUGCUCUCUGGCAGAUGAUUUUUCUGCUUGUAUCGCCACAAAAAGUUUACAGGAAUUUUCAGAACAGAAAACAAACAAAGUCGCAAUUUGCAAGAGACGAUCCCGCAUUCUUUGUGUUGAUCACGUUUUUCUACUGCGUAUCAGUUAGCGUAGUUGGCGUAGUACUGGGUUUCACAUUUUUCCAGUGUAUAAAUUUCUUGUUCUACAUGGUUUUCAUCGAGUACAUAAGUCUUGGCUUACUUGUAACCACAAUGUUGUGGUACAUAGCUAACCGUUACUUUAGGAUAGACAGAAUACAAGAUGUCGAAUGGGGGUAUGCAUUUGAUAUCCAUUUGAACGCGAUAUUUCCUUAUUUUAUACUUCGCUUCUUGCAAUUAUUAAUAUAUCAUGCUCUGAUAAAUAGCAACGCGUUCUCCGCGCGAUUUGUCGGAAAUACUUUUUACUUAAUAGCUGGUUGCUAUUACGCUUACAUCACAUUUCUCGGUUACGCAAAUGUUGAGAUACUUCACAUACACAAAACCCAUUCGAUAUUAUCCACAUUACCGAUAAUGCUAGUGUUAUACAUCAUCACAUUAUGCGCCGGCAUCGAUAUCACUUAUAUAGUUAUGGAAUAUUAUUAUCGUCCAUGGGCUUCGUAAACAAAAACUGUCACGUCGGUGCGACUAUUAAUACGGACAUAAAACAGACGUAUUGCAAAAUAAACCGCGCAAUGAUAACGUAAGCGUCACUUGUUAGUAGUUGCAGAAUUAUGAUACAGUUUUUGGAUACAAUAUCUAAUAUGUUAACACAACAUGACUGUAAAAAAUGUAAGAUAUACCCCAAUAAAAGUUU
Molecule: messenger RNA, 1113 nt
Organism: Pseudomyrmex gracilis
Lineage: Eukaryota; Metazoa; Arthropoda; Insecta; Hymenoptera; Formicidae
Gene: Unc50
Product: protein unc-50 homolog
Exons: 6
Coding region: 114-920 (268 amino acids)
Cellular component (GO): Golgi membrane
Source: RefSeq, a predicted model, not a curated record